This is a messenger RNA of Rhododendron vialii, 2692 nucleotides long. RefSeq lists its product as uncharacterized. Gene Ontology annotation, biological process: protein polyubiquitination; positive regulation of proteasomal ubiquitin-dependent protein catabolic process; ubiquitin-dependent protein catabolic process. The record is from RefSeq and is a predicted model, not a curated record. The transcript has 7 exons. Lineage: Eukaryota; Viridiplantae; Streptophyta; Magnoliopsida; Ericales; Ericaceae. Bases 96 to 2195 code for a protein of 699 amino acids. Gene Ontology annotation, molecular function: zinc ion binding; ubiquitin conjugating enzyme binding; ubiquitin protein ligase activity. Gene Ontology annotation, cellular component: cytoplasm; ubiquitin ligase complex.
AUAAAUACUAAACCGACUUUUGAUCAAUAAACCCAAGGUUCCUCUUCUCACAUAGCGCGCUUCAGCACCGGAGAGCAGCCUCUGUGGAAUCAACCAUGGGGAGGGGCCGAAGAGGAAGAAAAGACAACUCGCACCAAAUCGACGAGAAGUGGAUUCUAAAACCUUUUACCGAUCAAAACCCAGCAACAGUCGACACCAAUCACCAGCCCAACCUCGGAAACCCAACAUCAUCAUCAUCAACAUCAAUUCCUCUCAAUGAACCCACAACAAGCGUACCCACGUCAGAAUUCAUCGCAAGAACAUCGAAACCGGCCACAAAUCGUCGAAACCCUGCUGGGGUUUCGCGAUAUCGGCGUGGCCGUGGGUCCAAACCUCGAUUUGUCAACGCGGGUGCCCCCAAUUCUAGCAGAGCAGAGAGGAGCAAGGAAGGAGAACAAGAAAAAGAGGUAGAAAUCAAGGAAUUGGGUUCUUUAAGGCAAUUGAAUAAGGAGGAAGUGGGUGAAGAAGAAGAAGAAGAAGAAGAAGAAGAAAAGGGUGGUGGGCAUGUGUCUGAGUUGAAGAAUGAUUCGAAUGGAGAGAGAAUUGAGGGCCCUGAUUCAGCUGAGGGCGUGGAUUGUGUUGGAAGAAUGUUAGAAGGGUUGCAAUUGUGUGUAGCAGAAGCAGAGUUGUCGGAGGAGGAGUUGAGAAUUAAUGAUCAAUUGCAGGAAGAUGAGUUACUUGCUAUGGAGUCAAUCUAUGGAGACAAUGUUUUUAUCCUUGACAGACAAAGAGGCCUGCGUUGUUUUCAGAUUCACAUACAUGUUGAAACUUCCAGUGAACUUACCAUCUCUGCAAAACUAAACUCAUCUAGCAAUCUUGGGACCAAAACUGACGGUGCAGAUGAGUUCUCAUACUCUUUCAAAGUCCAAAACCUUCCACCAAUUGUGAUCACUUGUUUGUUACCCAAGUCCUAUCCGAGCCAUCUCUCUCCUUAUUUUACUGUUUCGGUCCAGUGGCUGGAUUCAGGAAAAAUUUCCUAUAUUUGCUCUAUGUUGGAUUCAUUGUGGAGUGAGCAACCAGGGCAGGAGGUUAUAUACCGUUGGGUUGAAUGGCUACAGAGUUCUUGUCUUUCUUAUCUUGUUUUUGACAAAGAAAUAGUUCUUGGUCCUUAUGGAUUGAGAUAUACCGGAGAUAGGCGUGCAAUUUCAGGAAGCAUCUCUCCAGAAGUUGAUAUUCCUUCACUGAAGAAUUAUGACGAUCAGCAGCAGCAGGAGAACUUCAGCAGAAACUUGCAUGAAUGCUGCAUCUGCUUUAGUGAGUUUGCAGGUUCAGAGUUUGUUAGACUGCCAUGCCAUCAUUUCUUUUGCUGGAAAUGCAUGAAAACUUUCUCUGACAUGCAUGUAAAGGAGGGAACAAUAAGCAAGCUUCUAUGUCCUAAUGGAAAAUGUGGGGGCAUGGUCCCACCUGGUUUGCUGAAACGAUUGCUAGGCGAUGAGGAGUUUGAACGUUGGGAGUCAUUAAUGCUACAGAAAACACUCGAGUCUAUGUCUGAUGUAGUCUAUUGCCCAAGAUGUGAAAUGGCUUGCAUAGAGGAUGAAGACCAACACGCCCAGUGCUCUAAGUGUUUCUUUAGCUUUUGUACCCUUUGCAGGGAGCAACGACAUGUUGGAACCACAUGUAUGACACCAGAGAUGAAGCUUUCUAUCUUAAAGGAGAGACAGAAUUCAUCCCAAUUGAAGGAUGGACAAAAGCGCCGUGAGCAAGAAAUGAUAAAUGAGAUCCUUAGUGUUAGGGAAGUACUUCGUGAUGCCAAACAAUGUCCAUCUUGUAAGAUGGCAAUCUCACGAGUUGAAGGUUGCAACAAGAUGGUAUGUAACAACUGUGGCCAGUAUUUCUGCUAUCGCUGUAAUAAGGCAAUUGAUGGUUACGAUCACUUCAGGGACGGAGCUUGCGAACUUUUCCCCCAAAGAGAGAUUCAGAUGUGGGAAGAGCGGAUGAUGAAUGCCCGCCAGGCGGUGGGCCAGAUUCAAGCUCAACUCUUUGCUGAUCGUGGUCAUCCAUGCCCUAACUGCGGUCAAAACAAUGUUAAGGUUGGCAAUAACAAUCACAUUUUCUGCUGGCAAUGUCAAAGCCAUUACUGCUACUUGUGUAGAAAGAUGGUGAGGCGAAGCUCUCAGCAUUACAGACCUAAGGGUUGCAAGCAGCACACAGUGUGAUAGACGGACCUAAGGAUUGCAACUUGCAAGCAGCACACAUUGGGAUAGUUCACAUUACCCCCUUGUAUACUCAAAAAGGGUAAACCAAAAAAUUUGGUUGGACCCAGGUCAGAUGCAACCUAGUUCAAUGGACAUUGAGAUCUUAUUUGCAUUUCUCUUCUGUCAGCUUUGUCCCGUAAUGAUAAUGGCAUUUGUGUGUGCCCCCGCUAUUGAAUGUUUGGGAUUUUAGAGUUGUCACUAAGACGUUUUGGUUCUUCCGGUGGGUGUAACCUUCUGAGGCGUUUAGUCCCCUGACGGUUUCAGGGUGAUUGAUACUGUACGUAUAGGGAAAACACAGAUUUCAUUUUUUUUUUUUUUUAAACUCGGCGACAUUCAAUAGUGUUAGUUGCGAAAACGCAGUUUCAAAUGUUGAGUUGUGUUGUGUUGGAUCGUAUCAAGUUUCUUUCUUCUAUUCCAACCCUGCAUAUGAUUGCAGAAUUCCAACUCAUUAAGUUUAA